Molecule: messenger RNA, 2865 nt
Organism: Aspergillus glaucus CBS 516.65
Lineage: Eukaryota; Fungi; Ascomycota; Eurotiomycetes; Eurotiales; Aspergillaceae
Product: putative DUF221 domain protein
Exons: 2
Coding region: 1-2865 (954 amino acids)
Cellular component (GO): plasma membrane
Molecular function (GO): calcium-activated cation channel activity
Source: RefSeq, a predicted model, not a curated record
AUGCAUCCUCUCGUUUUCCGCCGCGACGAGACGACGCCCGCAGACGAAUUCCUCAAGCUCAUUCAGAAUCCGUUUUCAUCGGCUUUCCAAUUGAACGCUCUGUCUGCCUCCCUGGUCACUUCCGUCGCCGCUGCCGCCCUCCUCGCCCUGCUCUUCUCCCUCUUUCGUCCCCGUCAUUCCGUCGUCUACGCCCCAAAAACCAAGCAUGCAGACCACAAGCACUCCCCGCCUCCAAUUGGCAGAGGCAUCUUCGCCUGGUUCAAGCCCGUCCUGCGUACCAAAGAACCCGAGCUUGUCGAGUGCAUUGGUCUCGACGCUACCAUCUUCCUGCGAUUCACCAAGAUGUGCCGCAAUAUCUUCAUUUUUAUGAGCAUUAUCGGCUGCUCUAUAAUGAUUCCGGUCAAUCUCACGCAAAGCAAGGGUGCUGUUCAACAGGGGUUUUCGGCUUUUACUAUCAUGACACCGAUGUAUGUCAGUACCAUGGCCGUGUGGAGUCAGGUGGCUUGCGCGUGGGCAUUCAAUAUUAUUAUUGUGUUCUUUCUGUGGAGGAAUUACAAGGCUAUUGUUCGUCUUAGGAGAAAUUAUUUUCAGAGUUCGGAUUAUCAGCGUAGUCUGCAUGCACGGACUUUGAUGAUCCUCGAUAUUCCCCAAACUGCACGCUCCGAAGAAGGCAUUAUGCGCCUCACGGAUGAAGUCAAUCCCACUGCAGCACUGCCACGAGCGUCUGUCGGCCGCAACGUCAAGGGUCUUCCCAAUCUGAUCAAGGAACACGAUGAAACCGUCCGCAAACUCGAGUCGGUUUUGGCCAAGUACCUCAAGCGACCCGAUCAGCUGCCACCAAACCGGCCCACCAUGCGUCCACCCCGGAACCACCGCGGUGACACAGUCGGCAAGAAGGUGGACGCCAUUGACUACCUCACCGAUCAGAUCACACGUCUCGAGGAGGAAAUCCGCCAUGUUCGUGCUUCCGUCGAUAAACGGGAUGCCAUGCCGUUUGGUUUCGCCAGUUUCGAUAUGAUCGAGCAUGCGCAUGCGGUAGCCUACACGGCGCGCAAGAAGCACCCACAAGGUACUACCAUUAGUCUGGCUCCCCGGCCGCACGACCUCAUCUGGGAGAACCUGCCUUUGUCCAAGUCAGCACGCGUGUGGAAACGGUUUAUGAACAUUAUUUGGGUUACAGCGUUGACAGUCGUUUGGAUCGCGCCCAACGCUAUGAUUGCCAUCUUUCUGUCCAACCUGAACAACCUGGGUCUGGUUUGGCCGGCCUUCCAAACCUCGCUCAAUGCCAACCCCAAGGUUUGGGCUGCGGUGCAGGGUAUUGCGUCCCCUGCUAUCACAUCGUUGGUUUAUUUAAUUCUGCCUAUCAUCUUCCGUCGUUUGGCGAUCCGAGCAGGUGACGUGACCAAGACUUCUCGAGAGAGACAUGUGCUUCACCAUCUGUAUGCGUUCUUCGUCUUCAACAACUUGAUUGUAUUUUCUCUCUUCUCAGCCGCCUGGACUUUCGUCUCUACUGUGAUCGAAGCCAACCAGCACGAUGAAAAUGUGUGGCAAGCACUCAAAGAGGGCGAGCUUUACUCCAAGGUCAUUAGUGCUUUGUGCAAUGUAUCACCCUUCUGGGUGUCCUGGCUGCUGCAGCGGAACCUGGGAGCUGCCAUUGACCUGGUGCAGCUCGUCAGCCUGUUCUGGAUUUGGUUCGUCCGGACCUUUAUGUCGCAGACGCCGCGACAGGCGAUCGAACGGACGGCGCCUCCAUCGUUUGACUAUGCUAGUUAUUACAACUACUUCUUGUACUACGCAACGGUGGCUUUGUGUUUUGCGACGUUGCAGCCCAUCGUGCUGCCAGUCACGGCCGUGUACUUUGGGUUGGAUGCCUUGCUGAAGAAGUACCUGCUGCUGUACGUAUUCGUGACCAAGAAUGAAUCUGGCGGCCAAUUCUGGCGUGUCCUGUUCAACCGAAUGGUGUUUGCGACUAUCCUGUCGGACAUCAUCAUCGCGCUCGUGACCAAGGUCAAAGGCACAUGGACCAUGGUGUACUGUGUGGUUCCGCUACCGUUUCUGGUGCUGAUCUUCAAGUUCUACUGCAUGAGAAAGUUCGACACCGACACCAAGUACUACAAUCGGGCAGAUUUGAGCGAUGCGGAAGCGCUGGCAGCCGGCAAAUCUGGUCGCAAGGCUUCAGAACGACUCAGCAGCAAGUUCGGCCAUCCGGCUCUGUACAAACCCCUCAUCACUCCGAUGGUGCAUGCUCGGGCGGCCGAUGCACUGAAGAAGAUCUACCGGGGGCGUCUACACAACUCCAUGGCGGAGGGCGAGUACUCAGACAUUGCCUUGAACCCAAUGUCCGCCUCGCAUCCUGGCAAGUCGGAUCCGUCCGCCACAGCUCCAUUCGAAGUUGUUCCAGAGAACCAGCUGGACUUCUCGUACUUCAAGGACCGCCCCGAAUUCCGAGACGAGUUUGGCGGUGGAAUCUACGGUCGUCCAGAGGAUCUCAUCACAGAACGAUCCCAUACACCACGCAGCAUGCUGGGCGGCGAAUGGUCACCCAGCUCAUCGCGCGCGUCCUCACCAGCUCCAUCAGGACUCUCCAUGUCCAUGUCCGCAUUGCCAGCAGACCCCUAUAGCCAUGUCCACCCAGUCUUCCGUCCACCAUUGUCUCGCGGUGAUAGCGGUCCCGUGGGACGAGGCUUGUACCAACAGACAACUAACGAGAGUGAGACAUCACUGCUUGACCAGGCGCAAGCGCCUGCGCAGACGGAGGUGCCUCCUGCAGCUUUGGACCGCUGGCGUACCGGGGGGUACGGACCUGUUGAGCAGGAUGACGACCCUGGUUUUAUGUCAUAUGAGUCGUAUCGGAUGGCAAGGUAG